CUGUUGGGGAGAGCAGCGGCCGCCUUCGUGUGAGGGUGGGAUAGGUGCGAGAGUUUGAUAGCAACCAGGAGGGAGAGAGAACGGGGAAGAGUUCGCCCCUCUCCGCCAUGGGUCCCUGCCGAACUUCCACGGGCUCCGUGUUGCUGCUCCUCUUCCUGGCUCUGGAUAACGUCGCCCUGGGAGCUUCGGAGGAGCCAGGAGGUUGUCAACAAUACACAAAUAAAACUUGUGAGCAAUGCCUGACGAACGUCACGUGUUUAUGGUGCAGCAGUACCAAAAAGUGUGUGGAAUAUCCUGUUCGGAAUAUCCUGCCUCCCAGUUCACUUUGCAAGCUGAGUGCUGCACGCUGGGGAGUCUGCUGGAUGAAUUUUGAAGCUCUGAUUAUUGCAAUGUCUGUGGUGGGAGGAAUAAUCCUUAUCGCUAUUUUCGUUUGCUGUUGCUGUUGCUGCCGGAAGAAAAAGAACAGAAAGCCUGAUAAAGAAGAUGAAAAAGCUGCCAAGGAGAAAGAGCAACGAAGAGUAAGGCAGGAAGAAAGGAGAGUGGAGAUGAAAUCUAGGCAUGACGAAAUCCGGAAAAAAUAUGGUUUGUUUAAAGAAGAGAAUCCAUAUGCCAAAUUUGAAAACAACUAAGAUCUGUUUUGGAAUGUCAAAAUAAACUCUGGCAAUGCUGUCUAUUGAAUGUGCAGUACAGCUGCUAAAAGAUCCUGUAAUUUAGAUGCCUUAAUCGCGAAUGGAAAAAUGGUCUUUAACAUAAGACAGAGCCAACUGUAACCGCAAUGAGCUGUUAAUAAACAGAUGACUGAAUAAGCCAACAUACCUCUGGAAAGCUGGGUGCCCUCUCAGGCUGCGAUAUAUAUAUAUAUAUGUAUGUAUGUAUGUAUGUAUCUCUGCCUGUUCUGCAGGUGCUUGUAUUUUAUAGGAUCUCACUUGUGUUGCAUAUCUUUUGUUUGCCCGUCCAGUCUUGAACAAAACGUCUUCAUGAAGUGAGGAGGGACUUCGGUCUUUUCUGUAAUCAACAAUUUGUAGCAUUUUAAAGUAAGGUUGGGAGUAGGAUAAGGUUUUAAGGGUCCUUGUUGGUUACCUGGAAAUACUAGCUGAGUAGGCUAUAUGAAAGGAAAUAAGCCUUAAUUGUGCUAAUAGCAAAAAGUGCCUAAGUUGUUUGAAAAAUAAUUUGUUUGUAACAUAUUCCAUACGCCUUUAUCAUGGGAUUGAUAACAUUUUUUCCUGUGCUAAAUGUAUGUUCUUGUACCUUUUAAAAAACGCUUCUACUACAGAAGUAUAUAGACUGAAUGGUAACAGUAUACUGGUGGUCAUUAGAUGACUGCUAGUAGUAGAAUUUUAAAUGCUGUGCUGUAUUCAAGUACUUCUGAAAGCCCACUUUAUACUGUUUGCAAUAGGAAGUUAUCAAAUCCUUAUUGUAUCUGAAGCAAUGUAUAAUCUUGGAAAGAAUGUCUCUAGUAACCAAAUAAUCCAAAGAAUGAAAAGGCUUCUUUCUGAAUUAAAGAACCACAUUGAAACCUUGAGCUUGAUUUCUGCUGCCUAGAAUAAGUCCUGUUGAUAAAAUCUUUUGGCUUGAUGCAAUAGCCUGUUUUUCAGGCUGUUCUACAUCUUGAGUCCUAUGCACUGGUGUUUGAAAUAUUUUUUUCUAACAAGUCAGAUCAAACCAUAAGGAAAACAGUUUUUCUAAUGUUUAAUAUCAACUGGAAGAGUGGAUUAAAAAGGCUACUAUGAAACUAUUUGGAUGGGUGGUUGCUUUAAAAAGGUACUUGCAAUAUACUAAAUCUGUUUUUCAAGAAAAUCGUUGAACACUUCAGGUGCCUGAGAAAUGCAUGAAACAAUAAAAGGUCAUGGUGCAGAAAUUUAGUGGAGAAUGUGGAAUGAUAUUGACACUCCUGUAAUUUUUUUUCACCUAAAAGCAUUGGAUAGCAGGUUUAAAUGUAAUAUUUUCAUGCCCUCAAACGAAAAAAAGUUGCAUUAAUCACUUUGAAGUAUUGUUAGUUAAUACUCAAUUAUAAUCUUAAGGUUUGUAUAGGUGUUAAUGACACAAACACAUACAAUAUUUUUUAAUCUGUUAAUAUAUUUACUCUUCUGUUAACCACUUUAUAUAAAGGUCACAGUGAACUCUGGAGACCUUUGCAGAGUCCUACCUAAAAUGUAUAGUACAUUCCAGAAACAUAGGAUAUCCUAUCAUGAAAGCUUUCAUACAAUUCUCUUGCCGUGUUCAUAGUUGAAAUUACACUAAUUCUUAACUAUAAUGAAAUUUGUAAAUUAUUUGGCUAACAAAAUAAACAGAUUUAAUAUCU
Messenger RNA from Elgaria multicarinata webbii, 2302 nucleotides. It is a transcript of the gene PTTG1IP, whose product is annotated as PTTG1 interacting protein. Gene Ontology annotation, biological process: protein import into nucleus. The record is from RefSeq and is a predicted model, not a curated record. The coding region runs from base 108 to 629 and encodes 173 amino acids. The transcript is spliced from 7 exons. NCBI's taxonomy places the organism in Eukaryota, Metazoa, Chordata, Lepidosauria, Squamata, Anguidae. Gene Ontology annotation, cellular component: cytoplasm; nucleus.